AUGUUCCGAUGUCAGCUUUCGAAAACGCUUCUUACGAUAGCAACGAUUCCUGCACUCAAGCUGUAUAUCCUGAGCAGCUCGCGUCUUCCAGCAGUCGCCCUUUUGGCUAGCAGGACGGACGAUAGCAUGGACUUGGACCAAACAUACAUUUACCACAUGUCCGUGUUUAAUCAAAUCAAGAACUUCAUUCGCAGCAGCCGCAAUAUAUCACUGUCUGGCAACAACAGCUCAGCAACAAGUGACGGUACCAGCCUUGACGAAGGAUUUACACAGCAAGACGUGAAAAAGUAUGAAGCUGUUGCUCGUCUUGUGGAAGAAGAAAACCUAGCCAAGCAACGACUUCCAAACUACGAAGGUUUAGAACGAUACAAAUUACUGGAUAAACUUGGAGAUGGCGCAUUCUCAAACGUAUACAAAGCAAUUGACCUGGAAACUAAAGAAAACGUGGCCGUAAAGGCUGUACGCAAAUUCGAAUUGAAACCACAGCAGAGAGCUAGCGUACUGAAAGAAGUUCAGAUUAUGCGAACCGUAAAGCAUCCGUGCAUUGUACAGCUCAAAGGAUUCAUUGAAACAAAAGGGUACUAUUUUAUUAUUCUGGAGCUGUGCGAUGGUGGCGAACUCUUCCAUCAGAUUGUACGUUUCACCUAUUUCAGUGAAGAUCUGGCACGGCACUGUGUACGUCAAGUAGCAGACGCGAUUCGGUAUCUACACGAAGAGAAAGGCGUUGUCCAUCGUGAUAUCAAACCGGAAAACCUUUUAUUCAACCCAAUCCCGAUUGCAGCACGCAGCUCCACACCGCCACCAUUACAGCCAGGGGAUGAUGACAAAGAAGAUGAAGGCCAAUUCAUCGAUGGAGUAGGUGGCGGUGGUAUUGGUCGUGUCAAGAUUGCCGAUUUUGGUCUGUCCAAAGUCGUAUGGGAUCAGUCGACGCAAACACCAUGCGGAACUGUCGGAUACACGGCACCCGAGAUAGUAAAGGAUGAGCGAUAUUCAAAAUCGGUGGACAUGUGGGCAUUAGGCUGUGUGCUAUACACACUGCUAUGCGGUUUCCCACCCUUUUAUGACGAAAGCAUCCAAGUGCUUACUGAGAAAGUAGCCAAGGGCCAAUACACAUUUUUGAGCCCGUGGUGGGACCCCAUCUCUCCAGAAGCCAAAGACCUGAUCGAACAUUUGCUCUGUAUCGAUCCUGAAGAACGAUACACCAUAAACCAGUUCAUGAAGCAUCCAUGGAUGCAGCAAAAGUCAUUCUCAAGCAGUAAAAAGAAGGAAGCAGUUACCGUGGAAGAACCAGCAAGUGGAGAAAUCACCAAGGCGCCCGAUAGUGCACAGCUGACACCCGUAGAACUUGAGGGCACAAGCCCCUUACGACCAAUGACCGAAGUCAUUGAUAUUCCAAAAGCCUCGCCCCCCGCCAAAGACGCACGCCGUCGAGAUAUCUUUUCAGGGCUGUCGUCUAUGAAAGAGAUCUUUGAUGUAUCCUACGCUGUACAUCGCAUGGCCGAAGAACGGUCGCGACGGAAAGAAAUUCGACGACGCCAGCAGCGCCAUGGCGUAGCACCUUUGCCCAACUCCUUGGGCAAUGCAUACAGUGACGACGAAGAAGAUGACAUUGAUAACCUGAACGACGACGGCACUACAGGCUCUUCGUCCAACAAUUCAUCGUAUGAUGACGAGAAUCCACGCAGCACCACCACUGCAGCAACAGUAGACUCACGUGGCAGCGCACCAAGUAGCAUGCUUCAAAAGAUCCAACGUGACCGAGUAACACAACAUUUGCGAUCGGAGAAGCCUCCGCCGCACAAGAGCGAGUCAAAGCGCAAUGCUCGCAGCAAGUCCAAACCGGUGUUCGAACUUAACAUGGACAAUGCUACGCUUCUUGGCAGACGACGCAAUUAUCCUGCUGCGGGCGCAGCGGAUGGCGAUGACGACGAGCGUUGA
Molecule: messenger RNA, 1938 nt
Organism: Zychaea mexicana
Lineage: Eukaryota; Fungi; Mucoromycota; Mucoromycetes; Mucorales; Lichtheimiaceae
Product: kinase-like domain-containing protein
Exons: 8
Coding region: 1-1938 (645 amino acids)
Biological process (GO): protein phosphorylation
Molecular function (GO): protein kinase activity; ATP binding
Source: RefSeq, a predicted model, not a curated record